Messenger RNA from Cylas formicarius (sweet potato weevil), 3343 nucleotides. RefSeq names its product la-related protein 6 (gene Achl). Gene Ontology annotation, molecular function: mRNA binding. Gene Ontology annotation, cellular component: nucleus. The record is from RefSeq and is a predicted model, not a curated record. Gene Ontology annotation, biological process: RNA processing. Lineage: Eukaryota; Metazoa; Arthropoda; Insecta; Coleoptera; Brentidae. The transcript has 2 exons. The coding region runs from base 824 to 2227 and encodes 467 amino acids.
GCUAGUAUAUAUCUAUAUAUAUUGUGAUAUAUCUUGUGAACUUUCUGCAGAACAGACUUGUUCACAAAAAGCGCUGAAGAACUUCGUAACUAUAAACGGUGCAAGCACCAGAGGCCUCAAGAAAAGGUUUAUGGCCUAAUGCUUCGCCAACCUUAUUUCUAAAUGCUCUCGAAAGAGUUUGUGACUAAAACAAGUUUAAGGCAAGAAAAUUUGUAGUAUUUCUAACUUAGAAUAGACAUCCCAUAGAAUAUUUCUAGGUUAAUUUUAUUUAAAACCCUAAAGAAAGCGUCGAAGAGCAUAAAAAUCUUGUCAGGUUGGUAUCAUUUAUUUGGCACGAGCGGGUACAGUUUUGCAAAAUACGAAUACAUCCUUUGAUAUGACCGUCAGAAUUGACGAACAUCAAAUUCAAGCCGUGCGGUAUGUAAUCCGAUUGUUGAAAAAAAAAUUGUGUGCAAGAUAUGCAAUACGUAAACACGCCCUACCCGUCGCUGGGUUUCGCGAACGAAUGUCAACUUCCCGCUACAUAGCGACCUCUGGGAGGUCGCCGCCGCGACGACACCGUCGCCGUAGAGGUGGCAUCGACCCCAAACCGCGUAUAUAAACCAGUCCGUGAGCCGACCGCUUCCAGUACGCUAAAGCUAGGUCAUCAAACGACGCUUUGUGGCAGUAGCGAAAACCACUGUACCACGCGUGACCCACUUUUUCGUGAAUAGUUUGAGUGCACCGACCUUAAAUUUAGUGCCUUAUACGAAGAAGACUGAACUGAACGUACAUUCUCUCUCAAAGUGAUACAUACGCCUGUGAUAUAUAUUAGUUUUUAAAAAUGCCGGCACCUGCGGAAGAGCCGACUAGGGAGCCGGUCGAGGAUGUUAUCGAGACGGAUCAGUUAGGUGAUUUGGUGCCUUCGGCCAAAGUUUUGGAGACCCGCGAUAGCAUCUCGUCGAUUGAUAGCGACGUUAGCCUGUCGUACGACCGCAAAGCGAGUUUGACCGAUAACCCUCGCGAAAACGAAGGUGCCCACAUGGCGGACCUCUCCGACAGCGCUUCCGAUGCCGGCGGAAAGGAUUCCGGAUGCGAAGUGACCCCGGAAAUCACGGAACCUCCGUUCACGCCGCCCUCCGACGAGCUGGCCGACAAAAUCGUCCAGCAGGUAGAGUUUUACUUUUCCGACGCCAACAUCACCAAGGACGCGUUCCUCUUGAAACAUGUCAAGCGCAACAAGGAAGGGUACGUCUCCUUAAAGCUCAUUUCGAGUUUUAAAAGAGUGAAGCACUUGACGAAGGAUUGGAGAGUGGUUGCGCACGCUUUGGCGCGGUCCGAGAAGCUCGAAAUAAACGAGCUGGGCACCAAGCUGCGCAGGUUGGACCCCCUGCCCAAAUACGACGAAACGACCCCAUCGAGAACGGUGGUGGCGGUUUAUAUGCCGAUUGAUAAGCCCACUAUUGAAAGCGUAGCUGAAUUGUUUAGGUCUUGUGGCGAAAUAGCGCUGAUACGGAUUCUGAGGCCAGGAAAUCCGGUUCCCGCGGACGUGAGGCAAUUUAUCAACAAGAACCCCUCGUUGGCGGGGGUAGUGUGCGCCCUAGUCGAAUUCGUCACGUCAGAAUCGGCGAGGAGCGCGUUGGAGCUCCAAAAUUCGCUAGGGGAACCAAUGAAGGUGUACGAAUUGAACCAUAUGCCUCACCCCGAGAGAAAAAAGAAAAACAACAGCAAAAAACCCCCGGCGGUAAACAACAAUAACAACGUCAUCAGCAAAAAUAACCACAAUAAGGCAUCCGUUUGGGAGUCGGACUACAUAUCGUUGUGCGCGAGCGGGUCGGAUGCCGAAGAUUUGAGAAAAUUCGAUCCGAGAGGUAAAGUACGUCGCGGCUCGUCGGCCAAUUUCCCAUCCCGUUAUAUAGAACCGGCGGCGUGGUUGCAACGCAGACUGUCGGCUUCCAGCACCGAGGCGAACUUCCUGUACAUGCCAAGGCGCCUAUCGUACGGCAGUCGGGACUCAAGCGAUUCCAGCCUGUUUAUCCCGCGCAGGAUGAGCGCGUGCAGCGUUUCAAGCGGCGACAGCUGCUACAAUCGGAGGUUGUCUUCGGCGAGUUCCGAGGGUGGCAACGCCCGAUCCAGGAGCAACAGCACGUUCCAAGCCGGCGAAAACGUGCUAAGGAUGCCGAAAGGGCCGGACGGCAGCCGAGGAUUUUGUAGGCAGAGCCCUUCAUUACCGACCGUCAUACAGUAAGGAAGUUUCGACGCUUCGUAACAAAAAAUAAGAAAUGAUUUGUGGUGCGUGGCUGUAUUAGUUAUUUUGACAAUUAAUAAGACAAGGGGCGAUGCGAAAUGUGUGCUGAGCGCUCGGCAUUCGGAAGUAGGUAGGUCUACCUCGCGCGUGCAAUAAGCGGGCAUAAUAACAUCAAAAAUCGGUCAACGGCAAAAAAUUACGUCAUUAGUUGACGCUUCAAUUUCGGUGGACGAGGAAUGAUCCAAUAAUCGGAACGAUUGCGUAAGGUAGCCAAUAAAAUCGAAAGAUUCUUAUCAAGCUGUCUUCGAAAUGCCAGAUUGAUCGGUGAUUCACGUAGGCACCCUCGUUUUAAACGGCCGCCGUUGAAAUCCUUGAAACCGCGCGCGCGGUUCAAUGAAUUUAGCGGAGCAAGUGUUGACCCAAAAAAUCGAGUGUCACGGCUGUCUUGAUUUCAGCCUGCCAAAGAAAAAAGGCGCGGUUAAAUUUUUUCGCGGCGGUUUUUUUUCGGGUCACUGUGGCGCCCUUCCUUUUUUCCUUAUAAAUAUUUAUUGUACUUAUAAGUCUGGUUUUAUUUGCUAUAAUACUGGAGCACUGACUUUAUUGCGUCCCAGAUUUCAACGAUAUGCUUUCACCUCGCGGUUCGAAUUAGAGGGGUGGCGAUUAUGGAGGAUAGAAAAAAUUAGAAAUUUGUAGAAAAGAAAUUGCAGAGUGGUUAUUUUAAAUUCGUACUGUUUCGGUAUGUGAAAAUGUAUAUUUUUUAACUUUCCGCGGGGUUGCGCAAUGGAAGGCAACGGCGAUGUCGUUUGGUCGGAAUGACUGCGUCAAAAAAAGAGGCAAAUUACGAAGCGGCCCAUAUCUUAUGUGUCGGGCAGACUUUCUUUUCUAUCACUCGACGUAACGAUUCGUAACGCAAGCUUUCCAAUCUGUUUUAAAUUUACCCACAUUUCUUCCAAGUUUGCGCGUUUCUGUUUCGUUUUAGAAGCGGAAUUCGUAAAAGUAUUAUCGCGUUAUUUUUAGAAACCAUUACUUUAAGGUUAUAAAUUAACUGUAUAAAUAUAUAUGUGAUUUUGUUGAUAAAUUUGUUAAAAUAUAGUAAUGUAGGGAUGCUUAGUUAAG